Messenger RNA from Penicillium olsonii, 1656 nucleotides. Lineage: Eukaryota; Fungi; Ascomycota; Eurotiomycetes; Eurotiales; Aspergillaceae. The record is from the annotation of a GenBank genome assembly.
AUGAUGGCACCACCAGCAUUGUUUACUGCUUCACGCAGCCAGACACUCACCUACCUCCUAGCGGUGUGCCCGUUCUCCAUCGCCUUCCUAGUUUUCAUCAAUUCAUCCAUCUCCUUCGUCGUAACAGAUCUGAUUGGGCUUCAACACGGAGAGGGGGAUGCUGUUGGAACCUUGGGGUUUGCAGAUGAACUUCUUGCGCUGGUCGCCUGCCCACUCUGGGGUGUUCUCUCAGACCGAAUUGGUGUUCGACAUGUUUGUACAGCGGGCUACGCUAUCCUAGCGCUUGCGCUAGUCGUAUUCGUGCAGGCCACGAACGUGUACCCCCAGCUUCUACUGGGCAGACUGCUUUUCAGUGUCGGUGGAUCGGCCGUAUCGACCAUGGUCACCGCGGUCCUGCCCACUGUCACCGGCAGAGCCGACCCUCAAACAAACCGGGAAUCGGUUUCUUCGGACCUGACCAUCACGCCAGAGCGAGCCAGGAACGGACAGCAUGCCCCUGGAACGAGUGCAUCCCCAUCUGCCCGGCUAUCUGGAUUUGUUGGCACCUGCGCUGGCUGUGGCGCACUCGUGGCAUUAAGUGUGUUCUUGCCACUUGCGGCGCGGUUUGAGAAGAUAGGACUUUCUCCUGCGCAGGCGAUCCAACGCAGCUAUUAUGUAGUAGCUGCUGUAGCCCUGAUCAUCAGUUUAGUCUGCUUUGUCGGACUGCGCGAUCUACCUGGCGAAAGGAGUAAAAGCUGGAGCGCAUUGUGGAAAUCUGAUUCAUGCGAAGAUGACGAGGACGAGGAUUCAUUUGUGGACUACCCAAAACUGUCCUAUUGGAAGCAACUCUCGACUGCCUUGACAUUGGGCUUCCGAAAUCGCAGCAUUGGAUUGGGUUAUAUUGGAGGCUUCGUGGCGCGCGCUUCGUCGGUCGGGAUAUCUUUGUUCAUCCCCCUCGCUGUCAACCAUUACUACCGAACAUCCGGCCUAUGCCACGAAGAGCGUGAACCUCUACCCGGGUCCGGCCUGGGGGACAUCAAGAAAGCUUGUCCGCGUGCAUACAUUGUCGCAUCCAUAUUGACGGGAUCAUCACAACUGGUUGCAUUAAUUGCAGCACCAGCAUUCGGCUACCUGACUGACAAGUCGCGUCGAUAUAACUUCCCACUUUUGUCCGCCGCAUUGGUCGGAAUUAUCGGAUACGUUAUCUUCGCAUGUCUUCCGAGCCCCCAAUUCGAAAAACCAGACGGUAGCCUAUGGGUGUUCAUGGUGAUGGCUCUGCUCGGGAUUAGCCAGAUUGGAGCCAUUGUGUGUAGCUUGGCGGUGCUGAGCAACGGAAUUCUGCGGGUCAGCAUCGAUGACGAGGCACUCAGAAAACUACACGAAGAGCGAUGCGCCAACGGGGACGAGAACGAGCCCGACGAGGACCAGUCACUUCUGGGCGGGUCCGUCAAUCGGAGAUUAGAGCAUCUGUCCCACCUCAAGGGCUCCAUUGCCGGGGUUUACUCCUUGUACGGUGGGGUGGGUAUCUUACUGCUGACCAAAGUGGGCGGGCUGCUCUUUGACGUGCUAUCAUCGAGCACACCAUUCUUCAUCAUGGCUGGCUUCAAUGGGGUCUUGCUCACCACGGGGAUCAUUUGUGGGAGCAUGAAUCAUUUCGGGUUUGAGAUAAGUCGAUGA